AUGACCGAUAGGCAGCUCAUGCGUUUCUACGAAUUGCUAGAUGAGGGACUAUUGAACGAGAUUCGAGCGACACUGCAUGCCAUAGCAUUUCAGCAGGCGGUAGCAGAACGCGCUCAGCAAGACAAAUUUCCCGGCGAUCACUGCACAGAUCAAACAAACAUUGGCUCCUUUAUCAACGGCUCCAUGACACGACCAACCGAGAAACCCCGGGCCCGGCAGUGUUCGGAAGGUACUGGCUGGCCCAACAAUUACCCCGAUAACAUAUUUGCUGCUUUAGACCGAGUUAUGCUGCAGCUUCAGGUAGAUCUUCUCGUCUCUCCCGUUGAGGACAUCUUCCCCGGAAGGCACCUGCAUGGUCUGCCGCAUCUUGAUUCCAAUAUUGGGCUCUUGUAUGAAAAGACAAUAUAG
This is a messenger RNA of Pyricularia grisea, 408 nucleotides long. RefSeq lists its product as uncharacterized. The transcript has 2 exons. The record is from RefSeq and is a predicted model, not a curated record. NCBI's taxonomy places the organism in Eukaryota, Fungi, Ascomycota, Sordariomycetes, Magnaporthales, Pyriculariaceae. Bases 1 to 408 code for a protein of 135 amino acids.